This is a messenger RNA of Carassius auratus (goldfish), 8681 nucleotides long. RefSeq names its product nuclear receptor binding SET domain protein 1b (gene nsd1b). Gene Ontology annotation, molecular function: histone methyltransferase activity; protein binding. The transcript is spliced from 24 exons. Bases 728 to 6424 code for a protein of 1898 amino acids. The record is from RefSeq and is a predicted model, not a curated record. NCBI's taxonomy places the organism in Eukaryota, Metazoa, Chordata, Actinopteri, Cypriniformes, Cyprinidae. Gene Ontology annotation, cellular component: nucleus.
AUAUAUAAUUGUAUUUUGGGAUAAAGUGAAGCACAGGAGUUGAGGAGAGCUCCUCACACAGGGGGUUGGGUUGCCGUGCCGAUUGGCUGCUGUUCACAGACACAUACAGUCACGGGCUUGAAACAGAACCAGGGGCAGGUCGACAGCAAGGAAACCAUAAUCAUUGAAAAUUAAAAGUACACCGUCCGUGUCGUAACCCGAGAGGGGUAGAGUGAUGAUGGUAUGAAUGUGUUCUCAGGUUCUCUGGCCUACUACUGCAGCUGCGGCUGGGAUUUUCUUCAUCCACUUUCACAAUUUGGGAAAAAAGGUCAUUUGACGCGCACAAGCGAAGAGUUUUCGAUAUCAGUGACAUUGGUCAGCAUGUAAAUGAUAAUGAAGCAGUGCCAUUAUGAUUCGCCCACAUGUGCAUACUCUCAGUAAUGCAACACAUUGCCGUACCUGUCCACAGGUGCCUGAUCCACUAGAAAGUACAUGGAAAACAUCACCAGCCAGCAGAAAGACACUUGGCUUUAACCCUCAACUUUCCUGUCUCAUCUGUCUAUGGGUUAAAGUCUAAGAGUCAAAACUUACUUCUCAUCCAUAGAGAAGCUUUAAAAAUCUGACUUUUUAGAAUCAGGACCUGCCUCUUUCUGCCAAGGACCCACAAGUCUUAUGGGACAGUGUGCAGACAAGGAACUCAGAUGGGGGCGUGGUAGCCAGAUUGAGCUGUUGACACAUCCGUCUCAAAAUGGAUGCAGCUUUGACUGACAGCUGCACGUCCCCACCUAGCCCUGAUUUUAGUCUGGACUCAUCCAGUCCAUUUGCAAAUGGACUGCACUUUGAGUCAAUACUGUUUGAAGAUGAAGACGAGGAUGAAGUUAUGAAUCCAGAGAUGGAGUCUCAACUGGAGAGAGUGUCAUGUGGCUCAACGAAAGAACAUACAACAAAUUCAAAGUUGAAGACAAAAUUGGAUGUCAAGUCUAGAAACAAAAUUUCAAAUGCUCACACAUCUCUGGGGCAGGAAGCUGUAUUUAAAGACAAGUCUACAAGUGAUAGUGGGCUCUCUUCUCUUGUGAGCAGGUCUGCUGGGAUUAUAAUGACGAAAAAAACAAAAAAAACAAAGGCUCUACCACCAGUAAAAUAUUUGGAGGGCGAAGUAAUAUGGGCUAAAUUCAACCGUAGACCAUGGUGGCCAUGUCAGGUGACUGUUCACCCAGUUGAGGGAGUUUAUCACAGAAUUAAAGAGCCACCAGAUAGGACCAAUCGGCAGUAUUUCCUCAAGACAUUCGGGGAACCUGAAGAACAGGCAUGGGUCCCUGAGCGAUCUACUCAUAUAUUUGUGGGUGGAUAUCAGUUUAACAAUCUCCCUUUUGUGAGAGGAAGUGGACGGCAACAAGAUGAAAACACCAGACACUCUAUACCAAAGCGUUUUGUGAACUCUUGGAGAGCUAGUGUGCUUGAAGCAGAAGCACUUCUCCUGGAGAAGCCAAGGGCCACCACUCCCUGCUCAGACCUCACCAAAACAAUCCCUGAAGGAACUACAAACAACACAGAAAACAAAUUGUCCGUGCCAGUGGAAUUACCCAACUUUAGUCCUCUGACCAAUGGAACAGUUACACAAAAAGACCAUCUGAACACCUUACCACACAAUCAAGGGUCUAAAAACAAAAAGAAACAGAGAAAGUCUUCAACACAUUUAAAAAAAUCAGAGGAAUUUCUUUAUGAGAAGGAUAAGAUUAUGGAAGCUUUGGACAGUCCCUACUCUGACAUUGAUUCUGUACCACAGAUCCGAAGAUGUCCCAAAAGCACUGAGCAAAUUUCGAAGUACUGCGCUGUUAAUAAUCAGUCAAACUCAACCUCAAGUCAACUAACCAUUGCAAAUGACAAAGAGGUAAAGAAGAAUGUGGAGAACCAGGGUGGCCUUUGGUUUAGCAAAACAGGGAAAGGUCAGGUCAAUGGGGGACUUAGUCGUGCUGGCAUUAAAUCUGUGAACUGUUCUUUUGGGAAGGUAUCUUGUAAAAUUAAGAUGCCAGAUUCCGCAAGCAUGAAACCCAAAGACAAUCACACCACCGGAAUUGAACAUCUAUCUACAGAAGCCAGGAAAGCUCUUGAUAGGAGAGUGAAGUGCCUUCCAGCAAGUAGUCGCCUGAUGACAAGAGCACUGAAAGCGAUGGAGGAGGCAGAGUGGAUGAAGAAACAACUGGUAAACCAAGAGUCAGCAUCAAAUGUCGAAACAGAGAAUUGUGUAUCUUUUUCGGAUGUUAUGCCUGAAACAACAGAUGUAGACAACCAUGUCCCUUCACAGAAGAUGCCAACUACAGCAAGAUGCGAUCUGAAAGAGGACUCAAAAAGUAACAUGCGCACGCAGUUAUCAUCAGAUCUUCUGAGUUGUAAGGAUGAUGCAAAUGUGGUCAAAUCUGAAGAUGAAGCUUCUUUGAUAUCUCAAGCACCUGUUGCCUUUCAUUCAUCCAAAUGCAAACAAGAGAGGCAUGCUUCCGAUUCGUCUUCUAGUUCUACUCAAUCUUUGCGCUUAAAGAUGGAAGAUGUGGAAAACAUGAAAGAAAUAACUUUCAAAUCACUAACAAAUGAACAGAGUGGCCAGCCUUUGUCAUUUCAUCCUGAUGCAAACUAUAAGUUUAGCACAUUCCUAAUGAUGCUCAAGGAUAUGCACGAUAGCCGGGAAAAAGAUGGAACUACAUUGGUAAUAGAACCGUUGCCUAUAAAUGAACUUAUUAAAGAGGAGCCAUCACUGAUUCUAGACGUAAAAGAUGAGAUGAACACAAUAAACACAAUCAAUCAACAAAAAUGUCAGCCGGGCAAAACUGCAUCAAAACAGAAGAAGAAACCAAAGUCAAGGACAAAUAUGACAUCAGGAAUUCAGCUGACCUCUACUGUGUCAAAAAACACUCAAAGACCUAGCAAAAAAAUUUGUUCAAAAAAGAAAAACUCUGAGAUCACAGCAAAUAUCCACUCAAGAGAUACAUUUGAAGAACUGGUAUCUGAGCACCAACCGUCCUCAGAAGAACCAGAAACUAAGUUCUCGGCUAAUGUGCCUAAAAAGCGUUGGCAAAAGUUUGACCAAGUCAGUGAUAAAGCAUUAAAUGUAGUUGAAUGUACUUGUAUUCAAGAAACAGAACAAUUAACCUCAGAAAAUUGUGACGUUUUGGUGGGUGAUACAAAUAAGUAUUGUCCCUUUGUGCCUGGGAAGGAAACUAUAAUCAAUGCAUCUGAAAAUACUCAAGGCAACUGUCAAAAAAAUGACAUCCCAACAGAAUGCAAACGUAUUAGAAAACCCAGCAAAAGACUCAUAGAAUGGACAGAGGAAUAUGAUCAGUUGUUUUCCACUAAAAAGAAAGCGAAAAAGAAAGAGUCCUUUACGAAGGUUGAAAACAAUAACUGCACUGGCACAGUGGAGAAAACAUCUGGUGAAAGUGUACAGAAACCUCAGGUGACAGAACAAGGUGAGUCAAGGCCCCUGCCAGAAUUACAGACUCCUCCUCCAGAAGACCGGAGCACUCCUUCAAUAAAUCCAUGUCAAGAGAGGCAGGUGUUGUCUGUAGACACUCUUACUCCACCUCCAGAAACAAUCCCAUCACCACAUGCUGAAAUUUGUCAUAAGGAGGAGCUUCAAAAACAAAAUGCUAUAGCCACUGGUAAUGGUGUGUGUCUAAGCACAAAGAGACAACGGAAACCCACCAAGAAGAUUCUAGAAAGUUCCAUAGAAUCUGAACCAAUUCUUGUGCCAAAAAGAAAGGUAAAGUCUCAAAAGAUUUGCUCAUCUGGACAAUCUGUAAAUUCAGGGAUGGGACAACAAUCAUCAAAAAGUAAGAACAAGUUGUCUUUUGAGUCAGUCGACACACCAACUGCCCCAAUCCUAGAAAGCACCGAGAUGGAGACAGAAGUUGCUCUUGCAAUGGCUAAUGCAGUUAACCCAGAAUCAGCCAAAGAUGGUUCAGAUGAUCUCAAAUGCUCAGAACCAGAGAUGGUUGAAUCUAGUUGUGGAUUGUGUUCGGAAAAAGAAGAAAAUUCACAAUCCGAUGAAGGAGUCUCUGAUAAAAGGCUCUCAGUGGAGAAAGGGGGCAGCACUUUACUGAAGGAGAAUGUGUGUCAGGCAUGUGAGAAGCAGGGAGACCUCCUUCUCUGUGAAGGGCAAUGCUGUGGGGUGUUCCAUCUACAAUGCACUGGCCUGAACGAGCCUCUUUCAGGGAAAUUUUUAUGUCAGGAGUGCACAUCUGGUAUACACUCAUGCUUUUCUUGUAAGAGCAUGGGUGAGGACGUCAGGCGCUGUAUGCUUCCAGGAUGUGGGAAGUUCUACCAUGGGGAGUGUGCUGCCAGCCAUGGACCCACAGUCCCUCUGAACCGGGCUUUUCGUUGCCCUCUUCAUGCCUGCCUAUCGUGUUUCAUCACAAACCCUACCAAUCCAUCUGUAUCUAAAGGCCAGCUAACCCGCUGUAUCAGAUGCCCUGUGGCAUAUCAUGCCAAUGAUUACUGCAUACCUGCUGGGAGUGUCACACUCACCGACAACAACAUAGUAUGUCCCAAUCACUUCUCACCAAGAAAAGGCUGCCGCAACCACGAGCAUGUCAACGUCAGCUGGUGCUUCGUCUGCUCAGAAGGAGGUAGUCUGCUGUGUUGUGAGUCAUGCCCUGCAGCGUUUCACCGAGAGUGUCUCAACAUCGACAUGCCUGAAGGCAGCUGGUACUGCAACGAUUGUCGUGCUGGAAAGAAACCCCACUACAAGGAGGUAGUGUGGGUAAAAGUUGGUCGCUACAGAUGGUGGCCAGCAGAGGUUAGCAAUCCCAAAGACAUUCCCGAGAAUAUCCUACGCAUGAGACAUGAUGUCGGAGAGUUCCCAGUUCUUUUCUUUGGCUCUAAUGACUACUUGUGGACUUACCAAGCCCGUGUUUUUCCUUACAUGGAGGGCGAUGCCAACAGUAAAGAGAAAAUGGGAAAGGGAGUCGACUCUACUUAUAGGAAAGCAUUGGAAGAAGCUGCAGUAAGGUUCAAAGAACUGCAAGCCGAGAAAGAAUUACGGCAGCUGCAGGAGGACCGACAAAAUCACAAAAAACCUCCACCAUACAAACAUAUUAAGGUGAACAAACCAAUUGGCAAAGUGCUGAUAAUUUCGGCAGACCUUUCGGAAAUCCCUCGCUGCAACUGCAAAGCGACAGAUGAGAACCCCUGCGGUAUGGAUUCAGAGUGCAUCAACCGCAUGCUGCUGUACGAGUGUCACCCACAGGUGUGUCCCGCAGGUGAGCGCUGCCAGAACCAGUGCUUCACCAAACGACAGUACUGCCAGGUGGAGAUCUUCAGAACGCUGUCUCGAGGCUGGGGGCUGCACUGUGUUCACGACAUCAAAAAGGGAGGAUUUGUUAACGAAUAUGUUGGAGAGGUGAUUGACGAGGAAGAAUGUCGUGCCCGGAUUAAACAUGCUCAGGAGAACAAUAUUGGCAAUUUCUAUAUGCUUACAUUGGACAAGGAUCGAAUUAUUGAUGCUGGGCCCAAGGGAAAUGAAGCCCGUUUUAUGAACCAUAGUUGUCAGCCAAACUGUGAGACUCAAAAAUGGACAGUCAACGGAGACACACGUGUUGGGCUUUUUGCGCUUACAGACAUCCCUGCUGGCACUGAGUUAACAUUCAACUAUAACCUUGAGUGUCUGGGCAAUGGGAAGACAGUGUGCAAGUGUGGUGCGUCUAACUGCAGUGGAUUCCUGGGAGUAAGGCCAAAAAACAACCCCCCAUCAGAUGAUAAAGGCCGUAAAAUGAAGAAGAAGUCUCAGAUGAAGCGUAAAUCCCAGCAGGAAGUAAUCAAGGAGCGGGAAGAUGAGUGCUUUAGCUGUGGAGAUGGAGGACAGGUUGUGUCCUGUAAGAGGCCGGGCUGUCCUAAGGUUUACCAUGCUGACUGCCUCAAUCUCACAAAGAGACCUGCAGGCCGUUGGGAGUGUCCUUGGCAUCAGUGUGACUUGUGUGGACAGGAAGCAGCUUCCUUCUGUGAGAUGUGCCCUAGCUCCUAUUGUGUCGAACAUCGAGAUGGCAUGCUUUUUAUAUCCAAACUGGAUGGCCGCUUGUCAUGCAGUGAGCAUGAUCCCUGCGGCCCCGAGCCCCUGGAGCCUGGCGAGAUCCGGGAAUACCCCCCAGAACUCAUGACAACAUACCCUAUAAACUUCAUCAGAGCUGCCAAAACCAAAUCCACAACCCUAAACACUACGGCUGUCCCGCAGGCUUCCUCUCCUCCUGAUGCAGCCCCCCAGGUGUCCUUUAGCCCCUCCAGAAGCCCUCCACCAAUUGACAUCUCUUUAAACUGUGCAUAUUCACCAAUUUCUUCCUAUGAAGAAGAAAACACAGAAGAGGAAGAAAGUUUGAUACAAUUAGAAGGGGAUGGUGAGAAGGGCGUAACUCCAGAUAAUUCGGCUAGAUUGAAGAUAAAGAAGAAAACCGAAGUUUGAAGGUUUAAUCUAUGGAAGCAAACUGACUUGAGGUUUACAUUUCCCAACAGACCUCUUUAUAGCCAUGCUCUCACUGCUUUCUGAUGUACAUCAUCUUUUCACUACAACAUACUUGAAGAGGGUACACAAAACACUUUGCAUCCCUGUCAGUAAUCCCUUUGAUGAAGAGGACAAUGUUUUCUGGAAAAAUGGUUUCAAACACUGAUUAAAUAGAACUGACUUUAUGCGGCAUCAUGUGAAAUCCGACUGUAGCCAGUGUUAUGUAUUUUGUUGCUGCAUCUGGGAAUAUGAAAGCUGUUGAACAUCCCAAAAAAGCAACAAUGAAGAGAAUGAAGAGACAGUAUUUAGGGAAGGGAAUAUAUUUUUCCUCAGAAACUCCAUUGCUUUCUUCAAGUCAAAUAAUAAUGACUAUAAACUCGUUUACCAAAACUGAUUUGUGCUGUAUAUUUGCUCUGUGAGCAAAUGGUACAGAAAUUAAGCUUAGUGGAAAUUUUAGUAUUAAGUAAGUGGUUCAUAAACACUUCCUCGUCAAAAAACAAAGUUACGGAAUACUGAGGAGUCUAGGAUUGGGUAAUCAUUACUGUUUUUAAUAUGUUUCUGGCAUGUUGUAGGUUUGGCAACAGUUCUUCAAACCCUAACUGAUGCACUGCACGGCUUUUUAUUUCUUAAACAACCAAGUCAAAAGACGUACAUGUCCAUGUUCCUUCAUGACAAUGUCAAGGUUCUUUGGGCCCAAAUUGGGAAAGAUUGGCCACCACAGAGUCCGGUGGGGAAGAAUUGCUGCCGAACAUAUAACGUGUCAGAAACAUAUUAAUCAUUGAAAUAAUAUUUCAAUCCUACAUUGUUAUGUAUUUGAUUAUUUAAAUCCAGACAGUGAUUUUUAUUUGGCCAAGCAGUUUAUUAAAGCCCAAAGUAUACUUUGGUUUUUACUAUAUGGAAACAUACAGUACGCAGGAACUGCAGACCAGUUAUUGUAAUUUGCACAUUACUAAUAAUUUGGUACACAAGGUGGCAACAUUGGGCUAAACCAUUGUUUCCAAAAAAAAAAAAACUAUAGGAGACUUUAGGUUGUUAAAGAUACACACAACCCUAAUUUAAUAUAGUACAAAGAGUUUUUAUCGUUUCUAGAGAGAAAUAGUAAAGACAUUAGAUGAAAAAUUGCAAAAUUAUAGUGCAUGUUCAUGCACAUGUACCCUACGAAUUUGCGUCAAAACUGAAGUUUACUUUGGAUUUAAGAGUGCAGUAAAUUGUGAUCUUAAUCAAUGAGAUUAAAAUAUCCUUGCUAUAUGGUGAAAUAACUUGAAGACCAUCAUUUUGAAGCACUUUUGUAUAAUAUUCCAAAAUGUUCCUGUUAAAAUGUUAAAACAAAAGCAGAACAUUUACAAGUAUGCUUAUAAUUUAUUUAAAUAGAUCAUUUAGGAAAUUCCCAGAAUUGUCAUUGAAUGAAUCUUUGCCAAACUGGCACAAAAUCCAGAAGAACUCGAUGGAGUCUACAAAGAAAGUGUUCUGCUUAAUCAUAUCCACUGAAGAGAGAUAUUUCCAAAUUCUUUGGUGUAAAUUAUGCUGUGAAUUUAAAGGUGGAAUGUGUGGGGUUUUUUUAAACACUUGUGGCAUCCAGCAGUUACAAAACUUUCAAACAAACAGGAAGUCCUGUCCCAACUUUCACCAGUCAUUUAGAAAGUGCAACUAUGUAAUAGGUCUCUUAACUGAACGACUCCGAUGAGUCUGUUCUGUCUCGCUGUAUAUAUUUUUUACACAUUAAAUCUAUACGGAAGUAGAUGACAAACUUUGCAAGCCUGAUAAUUAAACACUCCCAUUCAAGACUUUGAAAUUUAGUGAAUUCAUGUUCAGUUUUCCAUAAAGGCUGAUAUCUUAAAAGAUAUUCAACAUACAAUUUAAGCUGAAACCCUAUAGUUUAAAACACUAAUUGGCAAUUAAAGCCCUAAUAGUCUUCUGUGAAGCUAAUUUAUAGGACAAAUGAUUGUGGUUUGUUGCAUGUCUACACUCCUGACAUUUCUCUGCUGGUUUUCCUCACCCCCAUCUAACUGUUCAAGUGUUCCUCAUACUGAACAGCAUUUCAUUUUUUUUCUGUAUUUAUGUAUAUAAUUGCACUUAAUAGUUUUAACGCUGCUCUAAGUGUCAUUCCACUUCGGUAUAUUUCAGACAAUUUCUGGCAAAAGGGGGAAAAAAAAUCUGCUGCCUUGUUAGAGACUUUAAUUGUGCUGUAGUGCUUUGUACAGAAUAAACAACAUUACAC